GAAGCUCGUUCAAUCAGUUAGGUUUUUUAUCAAAAUAUGAUAUGGUUUUGAAGUUUUCCCAGUAAAGCAUUAUACUAACCUUAAAAAUAUCGCUAUUUUAAAAUUAUUUUAAUUUAAAAUAUAAAAUGUCCAAACAAUACGGUUUAAUCACUUCAGGGAAAAAUUCAGAUUCAAAACCCAAAGUGUUUGGAUCUGAUAGUGAUUCAGGCGAUGAUGCAGAAAAAAAUGUGCCUACUGCAGCCCAACAAAACGUAAUACGCCGACAAGACUUAAUUGCUCAACAAAAAGCUUUAGAAGAAGAUCCUACCGUGUAUCAAUAUGAUGAAGUGUACGAUGAAAUGGACGAGAAAAAAAAGCAAUCAAAACUGGCUCGUAAAGAUGUUGAGAAAAAACCAAAGUAUAUAAAUCGGUUAUUACAGUCAGCAGCACGAAGAAAACGGGAGAAUGAGCUCCGUAUUGAAAGGCAAGUACAAAAAGAUAGGCUUGCUGAAGGUGAUACGUAUAAAGAUAAAGAAGAGUUUGUAACGUCUGCUUACCGAAAAAAGUUAGAAGAAUUGAGAGAAUUAGAAGAACAAGAAAAAAGAGAAGAAUAUUUGGAAAAAAUUGGUGAUGUUACAAAACAAGAAGAUUUAGGAGGAUUCUAUAGACAUUUAUACGAACAGAAAAUGAAAAAAGACAGUGAUGAUGAUGAUAAUACAAGUGACAAAGAUAAGAAAAAGAAAGCGUCUUCCGAUAAGUCAGAAAGCGAGGAAGAAAAAACAAAUGAUAAAAAAAGAUCAGAUAGUAAAUCAAAUAAGGAGAGCAAAAAAGAGACCACAAAAGAUAGAAAAUAUAGAAAACGCGAUGAAUCUGAAUCGGAAAAUUCAGAGUCUGAGAAUCAUUCAAAACAGAAACGUCAUUUACAAUCGAAUUUAGAUGCUGAUUCUGAUUUCAGUAUUGAAUCCACUGAUAGUGAGAAAGAAGAUAAGAAAUCACAUCAGAAAGAAAAAAUAAAGAAAGAAUCGAAUAGUGAUAAAGAAGAAAAACCAAUUAAAAAAUCCAAAAACGACCCACCUUUAGAAUUUGAACCGGAAAGUAAAAAGAAAUCAUCUAACGAUGAUGUUAAACCACCGGUUAUCAAAAAACAAAAAGUUGACAUUUGGAAAAAACGAACUGUUGGAGAUGUAUUUGACGAUGCUCUUCAACGGUACUAUGAACGUAAAAAUGCAAGACUCAACGGAUAGUUUAGAAUUUAUAACUUAAUUUUAAUUUGUAAUCAAAAUUAUGUUCAAUAAAUAGUUGUUAAGCCAUCGAAAACAUAUUUUUUGUACAUUUUUUGUAGCGGUUU
Chrysoperla carnea is the source of this 1327-nucleotide messenger RNA. RefSeq names its product nuclear speckle splicing regulatory protein 1. Bases 126 to 1223 code for a protein of 365 amino acids. NCBI's taxonomy places the organism in Eukaryota, Metazoa, Arthropoda, Insecta, Neuroptera, Chrysopidae. The record is from RefSeq and is a predicted model, not a curated record. Gene Ontology annotation, biological process: regulation of alternative mRNA splicing, via spliceosome. The transcript has 2 exons.